AUGCUUUGUGGUGAAUUCGUCGAACCCAAUGGCUUGACCUUCCCUUCCGUGUUGAAAGCAUGUACUAAGAUGGCCAAAGUCGAAGAAGGAAUGCAAAGACAUGGUCAGGUAAUAAAGCGUGGAUUAGAAUCCGACGAGUUUAUUGCUAGUAACCUUUUAAGGUUGAAUGUGGUUUGUGGGCUCAUGAAGGAGGCUUUCUUAUUGUUCAACAAGAGCCGUGAAUGUGAUGAAUCAUUCAAAGAUUUGAAUUUUAAUCAGGAUGCAUUUGGUGGUAACGAUUUUAGCAACUCAAUAACGGAAAAGAGGAAGCAAGAGGGAAUUGUGGUUUUGUAUAAUGUGAUGAUCGAUGGAUGUAUGAGACAUGGGGAUUUCGAAGCUGCACGGAAAUUGUUUGAUGAGAUGCCCCAAAGAAGUAUAGUAUCUUGGAAUGGAAUUCUAGCUGGUUAUGCACAAAAUGGAUUCUUCAAGGACGCCUUGGAGAUCUUCCCGUAGAUGCAGCUGACCAAUGUGCACCCAAAUUAUGUUACUCUGAUUAGUAUUCUCCGUGCAAUCUCUCGAUUGGGGGCUUUUGAUAUGGGUAUAUGGGUUCAUGUCUAUUCAGUUAAGAACAAAAUCAAGAUGGAUGAUGUGCUUGGUUCUGCUUUGAUUGAUAUGUAUUCCAAGUGCGGGAGCAUAGAGCUAGCACUUGAGGUAUUUGAGAGGCUGCCUAGAAAGAGUGCUAUCACUUGGAAUGCUAUCAUUGUGGGAUUUGCAAUGCAUGGUCAGCCUAUGGAUGCUCUGCAUUAUCUUUCCAAGAUGGAACAAUCUGGAAUAAUGCCUAAUGAUGUUACUUACAUAGGUGUGUUGACUGCAUGUAGCCAUGCGGGGUUAGUAGAUGAAGGACGAUUCUACUUUGAUCGCAUGGUUAAAAUCCAUAGAUUAACACCCAGGAUUGAACAUUAUGGAUGCAUUGUUGAUCUUUUAGGGCGUGCUGGAUACCUUGAUGAAGCUGAGGAAUAUAUACUAAAUAUGCUGGUCAAACCAGAUGACGUUAUAUGGAAGGUGUUGCUUGGUGCUUGUAAGAUUCAUAGCAAUAUUGAGAUGGGUGAACGUGAUGCUAAGCGUCUCAUGGAAUUGGUUCCUCAUGACAGUGGAAGCUAUGUUGCCCUAUCAAAUAUGUAUGCUUCUGUGGGAAACUGGGAUGCUGUUAGUGAGGUGAGACUGAUGAUGAAGGAGUUGGAAAUAAGGAAGGACCCUGAAUGUAGUUGGAUUGAGCUCGAUGGAAUGAUUCAUGAAUUCCUUGUUGAAGACGAUUCUAAUCCAAGAGCUAGAGAGAUCCAUUUGAUGUUAGAGGAAAUGGCAGAGAAGUUGAGGGUUGCUGGCUACAAACCAGACACUACCCAAGUGCUGCUUAACAUGGAUGAGGAAGAGAGAGAAAGUGCCCUGUAUUAUCAUAGUGAGAAGAUUGCAAUUGCUUAUGGCUUAAUUUGCACUUGCCCACAAACCCCAUUGCGGGUUGUCAAGAACCUUUGUAUCUGUGGUGAUUGUCAUUCCUCGAUAAAACUAAUAUCAAAACUAUAUAAUUGCAGGAUAAUUGUAAGGGAUAGUAACCGUUUCCACCAUUUUGAGGAUGGAUCAUGUUCAUGCAUGGACUUCUGGUGAUCUUUGAAUUAGUUAUGCUCCUUCUUCAUUUUCAGACCUUU
Molecule: messenger RNA, 1682 nt
Organism: Telopea speciosissima
Lineage: Eukaryota; Viridiplantae; Streptophyta; Magnoliopsida; Proteales; Proteaceae
Product: pentatricopeptide repeat-containing protein At5g48910-like
Exons: 1
Coding region: 1-492 (163 amino acids)
Biological process (GO): RNA modification
Molecular function (GO): RNA binding; protein binding
Source: RefSeq, a predicted model, not a curated record